CAAUGUCCAAUAAGAAAAUUAAUUUAAAUCAGAAUGGUAUUGAGGAAAAAUCUUAGGAUUAUUUGGAACCAAUAUUGAGAGAGAGAGAGAGAAGAAAAUUAAUUUUUUUUGCUGAAAAUUACUAAAAACCUAUUCUCUAUCCUAUCAAAUAUUAGUACGUCACAAAAUACACUGGCCAAUCAUGUACUCGACAUGAAAGUAGCUGCAAAAUUUCUCUCGAACUCGAUCCGCAUGAGAUGGCACAGUUUCUCAUCGAGUACAAGAAACAGCAAAAAAUCUCCGUCUCACGUGUUCUAAAGUACACUCUGUGAGUUGGUUUGUUUUGAGGUUAGACUACUCCGUGAAGCAGACGACGCGAUGAUUCAGGCGUUUACAUAACGUACACUUGUGUGUAAGCACGGCACGUGUUUUCGCCGGUUAACACCAGUUUUGCUGUCGUGUUUGUUUUUAAGAGAAUAUGAUUUACAUAAAAAAGCCCGUGAGACUCAGAGCACCUUGUAUCUCGUAGAAGCUGUCGGCGUCAGUUGUAUUAUGCCCGCGAAGAAUAUUCUGUACCGGAAAAUCUCGGUGGGCGAAAUAGUUUUCUCUUUAUAGAAGCUCUUUAUCAGCUCAAUGACGUUACCAAGUUACCUCACAGUAUCUCGACUUGAAAUCUUGACAUCUUCAAUCGGACCGUUAAAUAGAAUCGAGACAGAGCGUUUUAUCGAACGAAGAUGUUCCACGAACCGGAGGAAUCGGUGAUUCUCUCCAAAAGCGACGUUUUGCUUACGUCGUUUUUUUCAGGUGCUCUUGCAGGAAUCGUUUGUGACGUGACCCUCUUCCCACUGGACACCCUCAAGACACGAUUACAGAGCCAGCAUGGAUUUUUCCAGUCUGGAGGCUUCAAACAGCUGUACAAAGGGGUAGGGCCUGUGGUCCUGGGUUCUGCACCAUCAGCUGCUAUAUUUUUUAUUACUUAUGAAGGAAUAAAACAAUAUUCACAACCAUAUAUACCAGACCAGUAUCACUCCAUUAUACAUAUGAUUGCAGCAUCAUCUUCUGAAGUCACUGCCUGUUUAGUACGAGUACCAGUGGAAGUAGUUAAACAAAGGAAACAAGCACUGCUGUCAGACACACAUCGACUAGCAUUAAGAACAUUGUAUCGUGGUUAUGGGAGCACAGUUCUUCGUGACUUGCCAUUUGGCUUGGUCCAGAUGCCUUUGUGGGAAUACUUCAAGCUUUGUUGGACCCGACAGAUACACCGGGAAUGCACGCCUUUGGAAGGUGCUACUUGCGGUGCCGCGUCAGUUGCCAUAUCUGCUGCCAUAACAACGCCCUUGGAUGUCGCCAAGACUAGAAUUAUGUUAUCCAGCACGUCGGCGGAGAAAGAGGAAGUUAAAAUAUCGAUGAUGUUAAAAGAGGUUUAUAGAAACAAUGGCGUUAAAGGGCUGUUUGCUGGCUUUACCCCAAGAGUAACUGGUUUUACUAUCGGUGGAUUUAUAUUCUUCGGCGUUUAUGAGAAAGCUAGGGAAUUUUGUAUAUCCUACUUCACACGCUAGUCGCUUCUAUAGGUUUCAUUCAAUUAAAAAAAAAGAUUAAAUUAUAUAUUAAAACUCUAGCAAAUUUUGUGAAUGUAUGUAUUUGCUAAUACACGGACACAUUUUUAUGGUUGGGAUAUUGACGUAAAAAUACGUUCUAUUAGAAUUUGAUUCUAAAAAAUAAUUUAAGAUAAAAUCGAAAAUGAAAAAUUUUAUAUUUAUUGCUAAAUGCUUAUCUUUUUUAGCUUUCAAUCUCUUCAAGAAUUAUAGAAUUAUAUUAUAUAGCUAUACACAGUAUUAUAAAAUGGUUUUACGUUCCUACAUGAUGAAAUAAGUACAAACGUCUGCUUCGAGAUAUAUAGAGAAAUUGGAAGGAGAGAGAGAGGAGACAUUUCUCACUUUGCUUAAAGAUAUUACAGUUAAAUAAAAAGAAGAUAGGCAUGCAAA
Messenger RNA from Odontomachus brunneus, 1964 nucleotides. Its product is annotated as S-adenosylmethionine mitochondrial carrier protein-like. NCBI's taxonomy places the organism in Eukaryota, Metazoa, Arthropoda, Insecta, Hymenoptera, Formicidae. The record is from RefSeq and is a predicted model, not a curated record. The coding region runs from base 714 to 1538 and encodes 274 amino acids. Gene Ontology annotation, molecular function: S-adenosyl-L-methionine transmembrane transporter activity. Gene Ontology annotation, cellular component: mitochondrial inner membrane. The transcript has 6 exons.